AUGAGGCCAAUAAGUCAUAGCAACUUCAUAAACAAGAUAAUUUCUAGAGUGUUACAUGACAAGCUUGAUCAUAUUCUUCCUAGGCUUAUUUCAGCUAAUCGGUCUCGUUUUGUUAAAGGGAGAAACAUCAUUGAAAAUGUCUUGUUGACUCAAGAAAUUGUGUCUGACAUCAGAUUGAGAGGAAAACCUGCAAAUGUAGUUUUGAAACUUAAUAUGACUAAGUCCUAUGAUAGAGUAUCAACUAAGGUACUCAGGAAGAUGGGGUUAUGGGAUGCCAAAAUGGAGUGCAAUCUUAACCACUUGGCAUAUACAGAUAACACCAUAAUCGUUUCCUCAGCAGACAAUGAUUCACUAAACAUGAUCAUGAAGGUGUUACAGGAUUAUGAGAAGGUGUCUGGUCAGCUGAAUAACAAAAGGAAAAGUUCAUUUUACAUGUUUGCUAAAGUUUUACAGAAUAUUGUAGGGGUGGCAGCAACUAUAGGAUUUUCAAGAGGUUGUUUUCCUUUUGUGUACUUAAGAUGCCCAAUUUCGCAUGCUAAGAAGAGGAAAACAGAUUAUUCUGAACCUAUUAAAAAGGUGAAGGAUAAACUGCAAGCUUGGAAAGGGAGGUUGCUAUCACCUGGAGGAAAGGUUGUGCUGAUAUCAAGUGUAUUUCAAAGUGUCCCUAUACAUCUAUUAUCUGCGGUGAAACCUCCAAAAUGUGUUAUCAAGGAAAUACAUCAAUUAUUUGCCAAUUUUUUGGAGUAA
Molecule: messenger RNA, 747 nt
Organism: Lycium barbarum (goji berry)
Lineage: Eukaryota; Viridiplantae; Streptophyta; Magnoliopsida; Solanales; Solanaceae
Exons: 2
Coding region: 1-747 (248 amino acids)
Source: RefSeq, a predicted model, not a curated record